AUGUUUGGAGAUUGCCAAGUACUGUCCUCAAUGGGCGGAAAUGUUGUUUCUUCAGAUUCCCUCUUUUCUUCACCGAUGGAGAGCCACCCUAACUUCAACUUCAUGGCUAACCUGCCUUUCAAUGUUUUUCCUCCAAUUAUUCCUAAAGAAGAAACUGGGGUAGUGAGAGGGAAGGAGGAGAUGGAGAGCGGUUCCGGUAGCGAUCACAUAGAAGGAGUGUCGGGUAAUGAGCAAGAGACUGAGCAACAGCCCAAGAAGAAACGUUACCACAGGCACACUGCUCGUCAAAUCCAAGAAAUGGAAUCGCUGUUUAAGGAAUGUCCACACCCAGAUGACAAGCAAAGGAUGAAACUAAGCCAAGACCUAGGGCUCAAACCCCGACAAGUCAAGUUCUGGUUCCAGAACCGAAGAACCCAAAUGAAGGCACAACAAGACCGGUCAGACAAUGUUAUACUUAGAGCAGAGAAUGAGAAUUUGAAGAAUGAGAAUUAUCGGCUGCAAGCAGCGUUGCGCAGUAUUAUGUGCCCUAAUUGUGGAGGUCCGGCCAUGUUGGGGGAGAUGGGACUUGAUGAGCAGCAACUACGCCUCGAAAAUGCUCGACUUAAAGAGGAGCUUGAACGUGUUUGUUGUCUCACUUCACGAUACAACGGCCGGACGAUCCAAUCAAUCGGACAGGGUCCUCCACUUUUCCCUCCCUCCUUGGACUUGGAUAUGAGCAUCUACCCAAGGCAUUUCCAGGAGCCUAUUCCUAACUGCACUGACAUGAUGUCUCUCCCUUUAAUACCGGAUAAUUCCCACCUCCCUGCUGGUUGUCUCAUAUCGGAAGACGAGAAAUCUCUUGCACUGGACAUGGCCAUGUCGUCUGUAGAUGAACUGGUGAAGAUGUGUCAGGCAGGUGAUCCUCUUUGGAUGCGAAGAAAUGACACCGGUAAGGAUGUGCUUAACGUUGAUGAGUAUGGUCGUAUGUUUCCAUGGCCGAUGAGCCUCAAGCAACAUCCAAAUGAGUUCAUGACAGAAGCCAGCAGGGACAGUGCUGUUGUUAUAAUGAAUAGUAUCACUCUGGUUGAUGCUUUCCUAGAUGCAGAUAAAUGGAUGGAACUGUUCCCUUCCAUUGUUUCUAGAGCAAAAACUCUGCAAAUAGUAAGCUCAGGUGUUUCUGGACAUGCCAGUGGUUCCCUUUACCUGAUGCAUGCUGAACUGCAUGUUCUUUCACCUUUGGUGUCCACAAGAGAGGCUCAUUUCCUCAGGUAUUGCCAGCAGAAUGUAGAGGAGGGAACUUGGGCAAUUGUUGAUUUCCCUCUUGAUAGCUUCCAUGAGAACAAUUCACCUUCCUUUCCUAGAUACAAGAAACGGCCAUCUGGCUGCAUCAUUCAAGAUAUGCCCAAUGGAUACUCAAGGGUUACAUGGGUAGAACAUGCAGAGGUAGAGGAAAAACCAGUUCAUCAGGUAUUUAAUGAGUUUGUGAAUAGUGGUAUGGCGUUUGGAGCACGACGCUGGUUAGCGGUCCUACAGCGGCAAUGUGAGAGACUGGCAAGCCUUAUGGCCAGAAAUAUAUCUGAUCUUGGAGUGAUACCAUCCCCAGAAGCAAGAAAAAACCUGAUGAACUUGGCCCAGAGGAUGAUAAGAACAUUCUGCGUAAAUAUAAGUGCUUCCCAUGGCCAGUCAUGGACAGCCCUCUCUGAUUCUGCUGAUGACACUGUUAGAAUAACCACAAGGAAAGUGAUGGAGCCUGGCCAACCCAAUGGCUUAAUCCUCACCGCUGUAUCCACUACUUGGCUGCCCUAUCCUCACUACCAGGUCUUCGAUCUCUUGAGGGAUGAAAGGCGCAGAGCUCAGCUGGAUGUUCUUUCAAAUGGGAAUUCAUUACAUGAGGUGGCUCAUAUAGCAAAUGGCUCUCAUCCAGGAAACUGCAUCUCUCUUCUUCGCAUAAAUGUAGCAAGCAACUCAUCUCAGAACGUAGAGCUCAUGCUACAGGAGAGCAGCACCGACGACUCCGGCAGUCUAGUCGUCUACACCACCGUGGAUGUCGACGCUAUCCAGGUGGCAAUGAGUGGCGGCGAUCCCUCCUGCAUUCCUCUCCUCCCCUUAGGAUUCGUCAUAGUUCCCAUGGAACACCCCAAUAAUCUCAACGGCAACAUAACUGUCGACGUUAGCCCCACCGACGUGGGUUAUUUGCACUCCGUCGACUCGGGUUGUCUCCUCACUGUAGGCCUGCAAGUUCUGGCCAGCACAAUCCCAACUGCAAAGCUCAAUCUUUCGAGCGUCACCGCCAUUAACAACCAUCUUUGCAACACUGUGCAUCAGAUCAAUGGCGCCCUUAGCAGUUGCAACGAUAAUGGGAGUACUAUUGGCCCUUCCACAGAGCCAGCAGCAGGUGCACCACCACCUAAGCAAGCUGACCAAGGCUCCGCAACCUAAUUACUCAAAACCUCCCUCUCUCUCUCUCCCCAAGGAUUUUGAUUCAAAAGGGAGAUUUGGCUUUACAAUUGGGGUAAUGCUACACUGACCGAAAAUAGAACUAAACCAAGCGACUAAAUGACGUGAUGCUAAUGUUGCGAUGCUGAUUAGGUAAGUUUUGAAUUUUGAUUGAAUUUUAUUUAGUCAAAAUUUAAAAUAAGAUUCAAAAUUUUGAUUCUGAAGUCAAGAACUUGUCUAAGACGAAAGGAUAAGAGAGCUCAACUCGACUAAAAUUAUGCUUAGUCAGCAGCAUCAUUACAUUGUCUUCACACAAUUGGGUCAAUUUUUCGGUCAGUCUAACAUUACCCUUACAAUUGAGAGCCAUGAAUACUAUAAUUUAGUUGUGCCUCAAGGUAUAUUGUUUCAAAAAUGCAUUGUCUCUCUCUUAAUGUUUGGUGGAGAGAGAUGGGGGAGGUUAUGGGUAAUUAGUAUGAAAAUUAGAUGGUAGAAUUGUCAACUAGAAAGUAGUUGUAGUGUCCCUUUUGGUAAAUAAAGAGAAGAAAGACAGUGCAAUGAAGUGAGGUAGUUGGCAGGUAAGUUUGAUGGGAACAUGUCAGUAAAGAGGUUUAAAUGAAGGUGAUGAUGAUGAGAACUGAGAACAGUGGUGGUGUAGGGAAGUCAAGAGCGCACCAGAUUUGAUCCUUGCUGCCUGUUAAGGUUAAAGCAAUAUUUGAAGGUGGCCUCACCAGCCAGCAAGGGUGGUGGUUCGGGUAUUGACUUCUUACUUGUUUGGUCCCUUUUGUUCCUUUUUAAUUCAAUGCAACUUGAAUUAAUAGUAUUGUGUUAUUUCAUGUUCUCUCUCUCUCUCUCUCU
Molecule: messenger RNA, 3270 nt
Organism: Ilex paraguariensis (yerba mate)
Lineage: Eukaryota; Viridiplantae; Streptophyta; Magnoliopsida; Aquifoliales; Aquifoliaceae
Source: the annotation of a GenBank genome assembly